CGGUGUCGGAACGGAAGUCAAGUUUGCCAUAUCGGGAGCGACCAAACCCACCUGGCCAAGGCCAGUUGUUGCACCGUGUCCUUUCGUUGAAAUCUUCAAUCACCGCAUUUUACGUUGCAUUUACAACUCCAAAUGGCCUCCAAGUUCGGAAAAAGGCCCGAAGGGUCAGAUGGAAGUGAUUUCUGGCACAGGGAAAGUAUCGCGGGGCAGUAUAAAGUUAGCACUGAAAACAAGUCGAGACUGAGGCUAGAUUUGUUCUUUCACUUCGUCACUGGCUUCAUGAUGUUCAUUCGUCUACUGCCAGCUUUAACUGCCUUUUUCGGGAUGUCGGUGAAGAUGUUGCGUCGGUGGGAUCUACCAGCUCCGCGGUCGUGGGAGUACGCUUGGUUCAUUAGUGUUGUAGCUGCCGUGCUUGGGUGGAAAUCAACACCUCACAACCAAAUAUUUCUCAUCAAACAGUACAUGCUAGGAUCUGUUGUAUUUGGGAUUUUCCCUGUUAUAUUUGGUUUCAUAGAUGUUGCUGAUGAUUUAGGCAAAUACUACCAUGAAAAGAAGUACACGUAUGUGAUGUUUGGCUAUCCUGCAGUUAUUGUGUGGUUUUUGUUCCUGCUUGUAGCAGUGCAGCUGCACAUCUUUGGACUUUAUUUUGGCACUGUGCUUGUGAAAGCAUGGCGACCCCGUGUUGUAAAACCCAAAGAAGGAUAAACAUCUCACCCAAA
Molecule: messenger RNA, 719 nt
Organism: Haliotis rubra (blacklip abalone)
Lineage: Eukaryota; Metazoa; Mollusca; Gastropoda; Lepetellida; Haliotidae
Product: protein jagunal-like
Exons: 2
Coding region: 133-705 (190 amino acids)
Biological process (GO): endoplasmic reticulum organization; vesicle-mediated transport
Cellular component (GO): endoplasmic reticulum membrane
Source: RefSeq, a predicted model, not a curated record